This is a messenger RNA of Suillus fuscotomentosus, 690 nucleotides long. RefSeq lists its product as uncharacterized. The record is from RefSeq and is a predicted model, not a curated record. The transcript is spliced from 5 exons. Bases 174 to 461 code for a protein of 95 amino acids. Lineage: Eukaryota; Fungi; Basidiomycota; Agaricomycetes; Boletales; Suillaceae.
CCCGCCGGCAAAUUCCUAUCAACUAUGUUGACGUGCUAUCUUUGCUUAUCCUCCCUCUAAUUCUAUACCAAUACCAACACCACUAAGUCCAAUCACUCAAUAUGUCUCUGCAAUUGUCACCAUCACUCAUACUGAAGGCCACCUCAACCUGACCAACAGCACAGUGUUUUUCCAUGACUAUAUGCUAUCUGGAUGGCCGACUUAGAUCCAGCAUCGUCUACUUGCAUCAUCGAUAUCUAUUUUACAGCUUCCACGGACUCAUCUGCACAUCAGUCUCUUCUGCAAAUCCAACAUACGCUUAUAAGACAUCAUAUGUCAGAUUCAGUCAGAAAGAAAGAGCUCUCAAAAUAACCACUGGUUAUAGUCAUGGAUGCUUACCUCACAUUAUCAUAGCGGUUCUCCUGGGCCGGCACCUCCUUGCAGCUUCCCUGGCACCUGUUCAACGUGAACUUCUCCUUUGAGUGAACCUCCAACGUCUCCUCCACCUGCUGGACACAAAAUGAAACGAGCAGCACCAGUGCCUCAAGCUGGUACCCAUGGUCGUGAGAGUUCUAGUAGCUAUUUUCACUGUAAGAUUUUACGGUUCGAGAGAUCGAACACGUUCUGAACUAGGUUCGGAACUGUUCACUCAAUUGUACCUCACUGCUUUGUACUACCAUUAAUUCAAUGCAUCACAUUGUUAUAUCCGAA